AUGGCGGUGCCUGGCAGGGUUAUCAUGAACACCGAAACCCUGUCGUAUUUCUUGAUGAUCAACUGCUGGGGGCCUGGCCAAUGCGUCGCUGUGAUUGGUGUCCUUGUUAACGUGGUCAAUGUUGUGGUGUUUCUCAAACAAGGGCUUCGAGACUCGGUCAACAUCAGCCUUCUAGGAUUGACAAUUUCAGACCUGGGAUCACUGAUUAUUCUCGUCCUGCUUAAUCUAUGCUGGGCACCAGCUGUCACGAAACUGCACUUGCCAUUCUACCCACACCAGAUGAUGUACUUUCUCUUCUAUGGCCACACAGCCUUCAGUCGGGUCACUACAGGUUUGACUGCUUGGAUCGCCUUCGAGAGAUGUUUGUGCAUUGUGGCUCCAUUGAAAAUUAAGACGCUUAUCACUCCUGGAAAAUCUGUUAUGGUUAUUUGUGUGCUUUACGUCAUCACAAUUGCGUCUGUAACCCCGAUAUUUUACACUUCAAAGUUCGUAUGGAUAACUGAUCCCAUAAGAAAUACAACUGUGCUCAGUUAUGUGAAAAUUGCUGAAGGGCGAAUAAUUGAUGACAUCAUUUAUAUAAUAAAUAACGUCCUGCCGUUAUUGUUUUUUAUACUCAUUGUUAGUUGUACUGCAAUUCUUGUAACAACAUUGCAUCGCAACGCAAAAUGGCGACAGCAAAUGACUGCAUCAAAGACUCAGGUGGUAUCAAAGAGAGACACCAAAGUAACACAAAUGGUUCUAGCCAUCUCAGUAGUUUUUAUUGUCUGUUAUAUUCCCGGAGCCUUAUUUUUCUUAUUACCGCUAACAAACCAAGAAAUGAAAGUUGCUGGUUCAGAAAGAAACUUCGUCAUCGCAAUUGUCUCAAUUAUGCUUCUUCUUGAAGGCAUACAGGAGAGUGCCAACUUCUUUAUCUACAUAGAAAUGAGCUCCAAAUUCAGAGCCACAUUUCAGCAACUGUUUAGUCUACGUUUCAAACAAUCUGAUGACAGCAAAAUCGGAAAUGUAGACAAAACUGUUCAACCCGAAGGUGGUGUCUGA
Messenger RNA from Candidula unifasciata, 1038 nucleotides. The record is from the annotation of a GenBank genome assembly. NCBI's taxonomy places the organism in Eukaryota, Metazoa, Mollusca, Gastropoda, Stylommatophora, Geomitridae.